This is a messenger RNA of Scomber japonicus (chub mackerel), 1309 nucleotides long. RefSeq names its product hydroxyacid oxidase (glycolate oxidase) 1 (gene hao1). Gene Ontology annotation, molecular function: FMN binding; oxidoreductase activity. The record is from RefSeq and is a predicted model, not a curated record. The transcript is spliced from 8 exons. NCBI's taxonomy places the organism in Eukaryota, Metazoa, Chordata, Actinopteri, Scombriformes, Scombridae. Bases 134 to 1255 code for a protein of 373 amino acids.
GACGUGAUGAGGCCUCCCACAGGUUAAUGAUUACAGGAGCUCUGCUGAUCACAGCUCAACCUCUCUCACUGUGUGUCCAGUAACAGACUGAACCCAGCUGCCUCUCUAUUCUGCAGUUUUUUAGUGGACAGCCAUGUCGGAGCUCCGUGUGUGUGUGUCAGACUUUGAGAAGGAGGCCAAGAGAGUUCUUCCUAAAGCUGUAUAUGACUACUACCGCUCAGGAGCUGAUGAGCAAAACACACUGGCUGACAAUGUUGCUGCCUUCAAGAGGUGGUGUUUUAUGCCUCGGGUUCUGAGGAACGUGUCCACUGUGGAUCUGAGUGUCUCUGUGCUGGGACAGAAUCUCAGCAUGCCCAUCUGUGUGGCAGCUACAGCAAUGCAGAGGAUGGCUCACCCUGAUGGAGAGACAGCUACUGCAAGAGCAUGCCAAGCAAUGGGGACAGGGAUGAUGCUGAGCUCCUGGGCUACCUCCACUAUAGAGGAAGUGAUGUCAGCAAUGACAACCUCACCUGGUGAUAGGGGUGUCAUGUGGAUGCAGCUCUACAUCUAUAAAGACAGAGAGCUUACUCUGUCAUUGGUCCGCCGAGCAGAGGAGGCAGGUUAUAAAGCUAUCUUUGUUACCGUGGAUACACCAUACCUGGGUAGGAGAUGGGAUGACAUGCGCAACCGCUUUAAACUGCCCUCACACCUGAGUAUGUCUAACUUCUCAUCAGCCUUUCUGGGUUUCUCUGAGGGGAACUAUGGUAAUGACAGUGGUCUGGCUGUUUAUGUUGCAAAUGCAAUAGACCCCACCAUCUGCUGGGAUGACAUCACCUGGCUAAAGAAACACACACACCUACCUGUCAUUGUGAAAGGAGUACUAAAUGGUCAGGAUGCCGUCCAGGCUUUGAAUUACGGUGUUGAUGGCAUCUUGGUAUCCAAUCACGGAGCUCGACAGCUGGAUGGAGUUCCUGCCACGCUGGAUGUGUUGGAGGAGGUGGUGGGGGCAGUGCAGGGUCGCUGUGAUGUCUACAUGGAUGGAGGAGUGAGGCGAGGGACAGACGUCCUGAAGGCAUUAGCUCUGGGAGCAAAGGCUGUGUUCAUUGGCCGACCGGUACUGUGGGGCCUCGCCUGUCAGGGGGCACAGGGAGUUACUGAGGUUCUGGAACUUCUAAAAGAUGAGCUGCGACUGGCUAUGGCCCUGGCAGGCUGUCGUUCUGUAUCUGAAGUGAGCAGGUCUCUGGUCAGAAGAAUGGAUUUUACCUCCAGGAUGUGAGAGCAGAUUUGCUGCAGGAAUCAGAACAGAAUACAUUCUCUAUGGAUCUCUGGA